This is a messenger RNA of Parnassius apollo (apollo), 705 nucleotides long. NCBI's taxonomy places the organism in Eukaryota, Metazoa, Arthropoda, Insecta, Lepidoptera, Papilionidae. The record is from the annotation of a GenBank genome assembly.
AUGGAGGAUUUACCGAUAUACAAUUGUACAAUUCUGCAAUUUUCUUUGCAAAGCAUAGCGAUAGUCCGAGAUACCAAAAGUAAAAGAAAAAUCUUACAAGAAAUCAUUUUGAAAAAUUGUAUAAUGAUUCGGCUAAAUGUCAGUUAUGUGGAAAAAUUAUCAAGGUUGGCGAAGGGGACAUCAAAUAUGUUGGUCAAUCCUGUGAAGCAUGCCAUCAAUAACAAUAAGCAAUCUAUCCCGCUCCCAUCAAAUAAUACUGAUCAAGAGCAUCCACGGAAAACCUUUAUUCAAAGUAUAUUCGAAGACGCAUCUAAAUUAGUGAGUGGUGACCAAUACACAACAAGUUCUUUAGUCAUUCCCGUAAUUUGCGGGUUAUUUGAAAACCUCAACACCAUAGAAAUAUCACUGGAAACAGAUGUAGGCAAGAUGUUCUGCUCAGCAAUACGGCGUAACAUGAGCAGCAGAUUGUUGGCCUACGAAACAAGAACUGUGUCACAAAUUUCUACAUAUUUGCAUCCAACCUUAAGGACCGGCUUUCGUCAACCUGAAAAUAUGUUAUCUGCUAAAGACCGGGUGAGGCGGGAGUUGGGGAGUCUGAUACUUGACUCCAAAAAUAAAACUGAUGCCCCAUCCUCUGAUUCAAUACCUACGACUGGCAACAGCGAAGCCAGGAAUUUUGGACUUCUUAAAACAAAGAAGGAAUGA